Aegilops tauschii subsp. strangulata is the source of this 573-nucleotide messenger RNA. RefSeq lists its product as uncharacterized. Lineage: Eukaryota; Viridiplantae; Streptophyta; Magnoliopsida; Poales; Poaceae. The record is from RefSeq and is a predicted model, not a curated record.
AUGGAUGGUGGCAGUGGCUUGAAUAUUUUGUAUGCUGAGACCGUCAGGGGGAUGGGCAUUCCGAUGUCCAAACUCAGUGAAAGCAACAUGCGAUUCCACGGCAUCAUCCCUGGGAAGAAAGCCGAUUCACUCGGCCAGAUCACUCUUGACGUGGUUUUCGGUGAUUCGAAGAAUUACCUCAAAGGAAAGUUGACAUUUGAAGUUGUGGAUUUUCACAGUGCCUAUCAUGCUAUUUUGGGCAGACCUGCAUAUGCCCGUUUCAUGGCCCGACCAUGUUACGUAUACCUCAAGCUGAAGAUGCCUGGUCCCAGGGGCGUGAUCAUAGUCACUGGUAAUCGGCAGAGAGCGGAAGAGUGCCUCCAAAGGGGCUCAAAGAUCGCUGAUGAACAGAUGGCAGUAGUGGAAAUGCAAGAAUAUCAGAAGAACGCAGAUCCGAGUGAUUUGUUGCGUGCCAAGAAGCCCGCUUCAGAAUCUGCAUUUCAGUCGUCUAGUGAAACGAAGCCAGUUCACAUUCACCCGACCGAUCCCAAUGCUGCUCCGACUCAUAUUUCAACAACACUCAACAGCAAAUAG